Messenger RNA from Peniophora sp. CBMAI 1063, 744 nucleotides. NCBI's taxonomy places the organism in Eukaryota, Fungi, Basidiomycota, Agaricomycetes, Russulales, Peniophoraceae. The record is from the annotation of a GenBank genome assembly.
AUGAGCCGAGCGCUGGCCGCCAAACCCUGCCUCCCGCCUUCACGUCCGCUUGAGUGCCGUCUCGCCUCGUUCUCGUCCCCAGCCCCGCGCUUUGUGCUCUUUCUCUCCCGGUACCUCCGCAGUCUCCAGUCACCACUCCCGAGCUCGCGCCCGACUCGUCAGGCUGCCAUCAAGUGUGUUGUUGUUGGCGACGGUGCUGUCGGAAAGACUUGCCUUCUCAUCUCGUAUACCACGAAUGCAUUCCCGGGCGAAUAUAUCCCGACAGUGUUCGACAACUACUCAGCGAACGUGAUGGUGGAUGGCAAGACCAUCUCGCUCGGCUUGUGGGACACUGCUGGUCAGGAAGAUUACGACCGCCUCAGGCCUCUGUCUUACCCGCAAACGGACGUCUUCCUCAUCUGCUUCUCACUCGUUAGCCCUCCGUCGUUUGAGAACGUAAAGACAAAAUGGUACCCGGAGAUUUCACACCACGCGCCGCAGACAGCCAUCGUGCUUGUUGGUACCAAGCUUGACUUGCGGGAGGACCCCUCAACGAUCGAGAAGCUGCGCGACAGGCGCAUGGCUCCCAUUCAGUACACGCAGGGUGUGAACCAGGCCAAGGAGAUUGGCGCCGUCAAGUACCUUGAAUGUUCUGCUCUCACGCAGAAAGGCCUCAAGAACGUCUUCGACGAAGCCAUCCGUGCCGUCCUCAACCCCCCUGCGAAGGAGCCCAAGAAGAAGAGCAAGGGCUGCAUCAUCGUCUGA